CCGAAAGAGGAGGCAGACACUGAGAGGUAGAGAAGACAAGAACAACGGACACGAUGAAGCUGCAAAGUGCCCUUCUGGUAAUCUGCCUUUUUAGGUCAAGCCUUGCUCUGCCGGUUCAGAUUGGAAUUAUUGCAAGCAACAGCAAUGAGCUCCUGAGACUGAAUGGAUUGACUCUUGCAGCUCUUGGACAAACACAGGGCUCAAUAUUACCCCAGUAUGUUCUGCAGCAGCAAACACCGGAUGUCUUGCUGACCUCACAGUUGUUGAAUUUGAACCCCCAACUGGCAGGACCUUUUGGUCCCCAAGGGCCACAGCUGCUGCUUCCUAACCAAGGCCAGCAGCUGACACCUAUGCUUCUCCCUAACGGGCAGCAAGAGCAGCUUGGACCAGCACAAGACCCCAACAAUCCCAACGGUCCUCAGCAAGCCCAGAACCCUGUCCAGAUGUAUCCACAGUUUCAGUAUCCAUCUUUUGGAUUCCCACAGAUUCACAGACAGCAGGGCUACUCUUACUUUGUACCCCGGUAUGGCUAUGCCCAGCAGAGGAACCCUGCGGUUCUGCCCAACAACGGACAGCAGAAACUGGAAAGAGCCACACAAAGACCACAACUCCCACUGCAGCAGGGCUCUAAGCUACAGACAGAAAAGACAUUGCCAGCAGGGGCUAAGAAAGAGUCCACCACUGUUCCCCCUGAUCCCCGUGGUGAUGCAACUGGUCCUGGGACUGAUGAGGGUAAUGGCAGCUUCCCCUUCCUGUUUGAGCCAUAGAUGCUAGAAGGAUAGAAGAAACAUCACUGCUGAGGGAAAAGGCCUGGGGGAAUAUUUGCCACAACUUAACUGAAACUUAUUCUUUGCUUUGACUACAUUUUAAAUAAAUAAAUACUUUUGUCAAAUGAAA
This is a messenger RNA of Poeciliopsis prolifica (blackstripe livebearer), 897 nucleotides long. It is a transcript of the gene odam, whose product is annotated as odontogenic, ameloblast associated. The transcript is spliced from 10 exons. NCBI's taxonomy places the organism in Eukaryota, Metazoa, Chordata, Actinopteri, Cyprinodontiformes, Poeciliidae. The record is from RefSeq and is a predicted model, not a curated record. Bases 54 to 767 code for a protein of 237 amino acids.